Monosiga brevicollis MX1 is the source of this 2760-nucleotide messenger RNA. RefSeq lists its product as uncharacterized. The transcript is spliced from 10 exons. Bases 1 to 2760 code for a protein of 919 amino acids. Gene Ontology annotation, cellular component: membrane. Gene Ontology annotation, biological process: nucleobase-containing compound metabolic process; potassium ion transmembrane transport; stabilization of membrane potential. The record is from RefSeq and is a predicted model, not a curated record. Gene Ontology annotation, molecular function: ATP binding; nucleobase-containing compound kinase activity; potassium ion leak channel activity. NCBI's taxonomy places the organism in Eukaryota, Choanoflagellata, Craspedida, Salpingoecidae.
AUGAUGGCCGCCAUGCCCAUCGCUGAUGUGCAUCCGGUACACGACCUGCACCUCCGGCAACAACAGCAACAGCAACAGCAACGCCAGCGCAACUGCUUUCAGUUUCCCACCAAAAUCAUCCUGCUUCUCGUCAUUGGCUUCAUCUACCUCUUUGUGGGGGGUGCCGUCAUGUCCAGCCUCGAGAUUGAUUCGGAACGCCGCGCCGAAACGACGUUUGCCAACAUGAUCACCGAUGCGCUUGCUGAAGCCAACCUGUCUAGCGAACAGUCAUUGCGAGUGCGCACCCUCAUCUCGGACCUCGACAGCCUACGACGCUCCGUCGUCACGCACGGCCGUGAAGACUGGACCUUUGCUGGCUCUGUGUAUUACUGCCUCACCGUGGUCACCACCAUCGGCUAUGGCUGGAUGGCCCCCAAAACCAUUGGUGGACAAAUCUUUUCCAUCUUCUAUUCCAUCAUUGGCAUUCCCCUCGUGUUCUACAUGUUUGCCUACCUGGGCCGCAAGAUCAUGGACAUUAUCGGCUUUCGCAUUGCCAGGCACGCCGUCGCCCUCUCGCUCCCCCUUGUUUUUGUUUUCUUGCGGGAGGGCAAGGAAUUCAAGCGCAAGCAGCUUCAGGAUGACUCGGUCAUCUUGCCUUUUGUCGUAGCCGUCCUCAUUGCCACCGUCCUCAUUUGUGCCUUUGCUGCCAUUUACUUUCAAGAGUCAGUGCCACACUCACUUUUGCGCAUGCAUAGCCCCUUCCCCUCCAACUCCGGUCCUGCUGACUCUCGAUGCCCGGAGCAUCGUCGCUCAUUGACCGCCCUUCCUCUUGCCAUGGUCUUACUCAGAGAGGGUUGGAGCUAUUUUGAAAGCGUUUACUUUGUAUUUAUUACCAUGACCACCAUUGGCUUUGGUGACUACGUCCCGAACUUUGACGACCGUUGGUGGCCCUUGGUUCUCUAUGUGGCCGGUAUCUUUUUGGCCCUUAGCGUGUACUCAUAUCUGCUCAACGUCGCCAUUGUCCUCUUCACUAAAAUGAUCGAGUCCAUGGCCGAAGCUGGCGUCAGUGCCAUGGACGUAGCUGGCCAAGGCCACGUUUUGACAUACAUCAUCGGGCAAACCAAGGCGAAGCGCCGCGAGUUUCAGACGCGCAGCAUUUUAUACCCAUUCCUACACGGCAACCUUGAUCGCGUUGACAAAGCGAGCUUACUGACAGUCUGGGGACUUUUCCUGCAUAACACUACUCGCCAGCACUUUCGCAUGGCCAAGAAUAUCACGCUCAUGGUCGUCCUUGGUGGUCCGGGCUCGGGCAAGUCGACCAUCUGCAAAGCCCUGGCUACACACGACAACGUGGUGCACAUUUCGGCCGAGGAGCUAGUGUUGUUAGAGAUGGCGGAAGACACGUUUCAAGCCAAAGUCAUCCGCGCUGCUGUUCAAGAAGGCUUCUUGCUGCCCGAUGGCUUGCUUGAGAGCCUUCUGCGCAAGGCUUUGAGUCAUGUACCGGACAAUUGUACCGUCUUGCUUGAGGGUUGCCCCUUGAAUGUGGCACAAGCAGAGCUUUUAGAUCAACAGUUCAAGUUGGUGGAGCGGGCCCUAUAUUGUGCCGCAUCAGAGGAUGUCAUGGCUGAGCGCUUUUUGCGCGUGCAUCCACUUGCUGGGAUUCGCAACUUUUUGUCCCGGCCGCAACUGAGCGACAGUCAUUUAAACCAGCAUUUGCCGGAUGAGCAUGCCAUCUUGAUGGAUGAGUUUCACACAAUUCCCGUGAUGGACGCCAUGGAUCCGCACGGGCAGUGGCGGCUACGCAAGUCUCCCGAGGAAUUUCCACACAUGGCCAACUCCAGCAGCACAACCAGUACGAGCACGGCCACUUCGGAUGCUUGGACGGCAACGCGCUUGGUGAGCACAUCAUCGGCCUCUGGGGCGGGGCUAGCGCCUCCAAGCAUAAUGGUGGAGGGCGAUGGCAGUGCCAGCACAACGCAUGGGCCGUCGCGGGCACGCACCGACAGUACGCGUUUUGGGAGUGAGGACACAGAUUUGGACGCUUCGCAUGUAUUCACGGGGCGUGCGGAGCGACCGGGGACCGUGACCUCGACGUCCCCCUCGCUCAGCCAUCUGGACCACCUUUUGAGCCGAGUGCGGAACCAGGCCCCACCGCGCAAGAAACUGUUUAGUGGUUCGGCCACCAAGGUACAGCAGAGCUUGGACACCGUGCGGCGGGCCUUGGUUGACAUGCCGCAUUUGCCCUUUGUGUCACCACAAGAGCAGAAUGAGAUUUUUGGUCACCUUCUCUAUCAGUUUCGGGCCAGCCGAGACGUGUUGUUGGAGUACUAUCGGGACCGUUUGUUCGUGGUGGACGCUGACGUGGAACUGGACGACAUGGUGAAGCAGGCCACCGCAGCGUUUACCUCCGAGGCUGAAAACUCGGUGCCCGAAGAUUUUUUGACGGGCCACGGGUUCAGCGUGCGCCCCACGGCCGGUCUGCCCUUUCGACGAGUGGACUCGCUGGGUCGGGUGCGUGUGAGUAUGGAGCGCGUGGGCAGUACCACGUCCCUUCCAGACUUGUCCGAGUCCACGACCCACCUGCCGCCUGGAACGAGCAGCAAGGCUGGGGGUCGGCGAUCAUCCAGCAACUCGGUGGCGCACUCACGGCAAGCAUCGCGCCCCGUGUCACGCCACAACUCGGGAGCGUCGCAUCGCGGUGGCACCGGGGUGCACCACCGCGGCAUAGCUCUCUCCAACGGCGAAAGUAUAGGCAGCCUGGUGGAGGAGGAGCGACGAUAA